Messenger RNA from Mustela erminea (ermine), 3279 nucleotides. It is a transcript of the gene N4BP3, whose product is annotated as NEDD4 binding protein 3. Lineage: Eukaryota; Metazoa; Chordata; Mammalia; Carnivora; Mustelidae. The coding region runs from base 1262 to 2902 and encodes 546 amino acids. The transcript has 5 exons. The record is from RefSeq and is a predicted model, not a curated record. Gene Ontology annotation, cellular component: cytoplasmic vesicle.
UCAAUCCCAGGACCCUGAGAUCAAGGCAGAUGCUUAACCACUGAGCCAUCAGGGUGGGUUUCUGAACCUGAGGAGCUUGUGUGCUUUCUCCGGUGAGGCUGAACAUGACCUCAGGCAUGUGCUUUUACCUCCUGGGCCUCAGUUUCCUCUUCGGAAGUGGAAGAUGUCAGUGUUCCCCACCUGUGUGUGUUGUGAGGCUGUUGUGAGCCUGGUGACAGGCUGACUAGCGGACACGGGGGGGGGGGGGUGCUUCCCUUCGUGGCCUGUCUUCUGUCCCAUGGCCAGGGUGGCUCCCUACCCUCAUGUUCCUGUCUCCACCAGGGGCUGAUCCAAAAGAGAUGCCCCUCUGUGUCCAGGGCUUUCAGUGCUGCUGGCUUAUCUCGGGCCCAGGGAUUGGGGAACAGAUGCUCAGGGCUCCUGUUGGGGCCAGCUGGGGCCUGUACAGAAUAUGGCCCAGGCCCAGCCCAAACCUAGCCAGUGCGGUGGUGGUGGGGUUUCAGCUCUGUGUGGAGCUCUGAGCCUCAGUAGAGCUCUGGGCAGGAGAGCCCUUGGAGGCACCGGGAGGACGCCCUGCUUUUUGCUCUGAUGUUCGCAGUGGGGCUUCAAGGCACUUGCUGUCUUCCCCUCCCUCCCCCACCGGAUCCUCUCCAGCCCAGCCGGCACAGCUGCCCUGGCCGGAUCAGGCCAGUCCCCUGGCCGCCAAGCAACGGAGGAAGGAAUGUGUGUGUUGAGGGGAGGUGGAAUGGACCCCUUUAGGAAAAGGGACUGUCCCCAGACUGAGACCUGGGCAGGGUGGAGCCUCCUAAAAGCCAGGGGCCUCAGCUCCACUGGGGGAGCUGAUACCCCAGCCUGAGAAGUUACCUAGGAAGGGUGGAGGGCAAGGGAAGGGUGGGGAAAGACGAAAGGAAGGGCCUGUUUGUGCCCCCUUCGGCCAGCUCCACAGCUGUUUCUAAUUGUUCAGGUCACACGUGGAGAGAAGCCCCUCACCGCCCCCCCCACACACACUCUCCGCAUCUAGCCUGGGGACUGGGUAGAACCACUGGGUCGUCUUGCUAGUGUAGUACUGGAGUGUUUGUGUGUGGUGUGUGUGUGUGUCCCAGAGGGUGCUCAGCGCCGUGAGGGUGACCUUGUCCGUGACUGUGUGCUGUUGGAUGUGACCAUCCGUGCUCUGUCCUCUAACAUAGGAGCUAUUGCGCUGCUCACUGACUGGACUGCGGUAUGGAGGAGGGAGAAGCCGCUGCAUGUGCCCUGUUGAAACUUCAUGGCCACAGUGCCAGGCCCUGCCGCCAUUGCCAUGGGCAGCGUGGGCAGCCUGUUGGAACGGCAGGACUUCUCCCCCGAAGAGCUACGAGCAGCACUCGCCGGGUCCCGGACCUCCCGCCAGCCUGAUGGGCUCCUCCGGAAGGGCUUGGGCCAGCGUGAGCUCUUCAGCUACCUGCACCUCCCCAAGAAGGACGGCAAGAACACCAAGAGAGCCCCUCGGAACGAGCCUGCUGACUACACCACUCUCUACUACCGAGAACAUCCUCGGGCUGGCGACUUCAGCAAGACUUCGCUGCCUGAGCGGGGUCGCUUCGACAAGUGCCGCAUCCGCCCAUCGGUGUUCAAGCCCGUGGCGGGCGCCGGGAAGGGCUUCCUGUCCAUGCAGAGCCUGGCGGCCCACAAGGGCCAGAAGAUGUGGCGCAGCAAUGGCAGCCUGCACACGCUGGCCUGCCACCCCCCGCUGAGCCCAGGGCCCCGGGCCAGCCAGGCCCAGGCCCGUGCCCAGCUGCUACACGCCCUCAGCCUGGACGAGGGCAGCCCCGAGCCCGAGCCCAGCCUGUCUGACUCCUCCAGCGGGGGCAGCUUUGGCCGCAGUCCUGGCACUGGCCCUGGCCCCUUCAGCUCCUCGUUGGGCCACAUUAACCACCUGGGGGGCUCCCUGGACCGGGCCUCACGGGUCCCCAAGGAGGCUGGGCCGCUGGCUAUGCUGAGCUGCCUGCCUGAGCCGCCACCGCCCUAUGAGUUCUCCUGCCCCACCCCAGAGGAGGUGGUAUCUGUCCUGCCAGACACCUGUGAGGAUCUCAAGAGGGGCCUUGGUGAUGAGGACGGCGCCAACCCCUUCUCACAGGUGCUGGAGGAACGCCAGCGGCUGUGGCUGGCGGAGCUGAAGCGCCUGUACGUGGAGCGGCUACACGAGGUAGCUCAGAAGGCAGAGCGCAGUGAGCGCAACCUCCAGCUCCAACUCUUCAUGGCCCAGCAGGAGCAGCGGCGUCUGCGCAAAGAGCUCCGGGCGCAGCAGGGCCUAGGCCCGGAGCCACGGCCCCCCAGCGCCCUUCCGGAGGCCGACCCUGGCGCCCGACCGGAGGAGGAGGCCCGAUGGGAGGUGUGCCAGAAGACCGCGGAGAUCAGCCUCCUGAAGCAGCAGCUGCGGGAGGCGCAGGCGGAGCUGGCGCAGAAGCUGGCCGAGAUCUUCAGCCUGAAGACGCAGCUGCGGGGCAGCCGGGCUCAGGCGCAGGCGCAGGACGCGGAGCUGGCCCAGCUGCGGGAGGCGGUGCGGAGCCUACAGGAGCAGGGCCCGCGGGAGGAGGCCCAGGGCAGCUGUGAGACGGACGAUUGCAAAAGCCGGGGGCUGCUGGCCGAAGCUGGGGGCAGCGAGGGCGGAGGGGCCGGAGUGGGCACUGAGCAGCUGCGGGCCCAGCUGGUGCAGGAGCGGCUGCGCGCCCAGGAGCAGGCACUGUGCUUCGAGCGGGAGCGGCGGACGUGGCAGGAGGAGAAGGAGCGGGUGCUACGCUACCAGCGGGAGAUCCAGGGAGGCUACCUGGACAUGUACCGUCGCAACCAGGCGCUGGAACAGGAGCUGCGGGCGCUGCGGGAGCCGCCGGCACCCUGGAGUCCCCGCCUGGAGUCCUCCAAGAUCUGAGGCCAGUGGAUGAGCGGGUGGCAGAAGCACCGCCAGAAAAUGGUUUGGACAAGCCUGCCCUGAGACGGCUGGCUCCUUCCUUACACUGGCCGGAGGCAGAACCUGCUGAGGCUGGCCAGGGGUGAGGAGGCCCACCAAGAGGAGGGCUCCAGUGGUGCUGUAGGCCGGAUAGGCGGCCUGCAGCAGGAGCCAGGGGGGCAAGGCUUCCCGGCAGAGGAGCACCUCGGCAGGGCCCCCGCCCUGUUCCUGGAGUAGAUGUGGCCCAGAGGAGGAGGUAGGGGAAUGAAGAGCCCCAUGACGCAGAAGGGCAGGCGUGAAGGAGGGAGGCCGGGAUGGGAACAUGGGCCUCCCCCAGAAUAAAACCACAUUUUCUACAA